Molecule: messenger RNA, 380 nt
Organism: Phanerochaete carnosa HHB-10118-sp
Lineage: Eukaryota; Fungi; Basidiomycota; Agaricomycetes; Polyporales; Phanerochaetaceae
Exons: 3
Coding region: 32-370 (112 amino acids)
Molecular function (GO): oxidoreductase activity, acting on paired donors, with incorporation or reduction of molecular oxygen; heme binding; iron ion binding
Source: RefSeq, a predicted model, not a curated record
CCAAGUCUUGACAUAUCCGAUAGAGGCGACGAUGAGCCUGCGAGUUCUGCACUCUGUGGACGUCCUGCUGUUUGCAGCAGCGGUGGUUAUCCUUUACAAGCUGUACACCCGCUUGACAAAGCAGGCACAGUAUCCGUACCCGCCAGGCCCGCCAGGGUAUCCGAUCAUUGGACAUGUCAAGGGCCCCGAGGAGCCAAGCUGGAAAGUUUAUCGUGACUGGGGUCAGCAGUACGGCUCCGACGUCGUCCACCUUAACAUGGCAGGCAUGAAUCUCGUCGUAUACUUCGCGUCCUUUAUAAUGUCUUUCCGCACUUACGGUCACACUGGCGGCAGACCCACGUCGGGCAUCACGAUGGUCUCCGAGCUGUAGGUGCCCAUAC